Messenger RNA from Frankliniella occidentalis (western flower thrips), 668 nucleotides. RefSeq lists its product as uncharacterized. Bases 158 to 433 code for a protein of 91 amino acids. NCBI's taxonomy places the organism in Eukaryota, Metazoa, Arthropoda, Insecta, Thysanoptera, Thripidae. The transcript is spliced from 2 exons. The record is from RefSeq and is a predicted model, not a curated record.
UCCUCCCUCACUCCCUCCCUCUUCUCUCUCGUCUUGCCGACUUUCAGUAAUUCGCAAUUUUUAGUGCAAGCCGUUUUGGGGAGAAAAGAAAAUAGAUUGAUCCUUUUAAAACUCAGGCCCAAUUACCAGAAGUGAUUUGGUCAAUUUACAAUCAGUCAUGUUGCCUCAAAUACUUCAAUUAGUAGGAAGACGAUAUAUCAUGAUGCCUGUUGCUAUAAUUGGCGGGACUAUUGGUUACCUGAUUGAAAGCUACAUCUCUGAUAGAAAAACUCCUGGCCUGGACACAAGUAUUGAAGAUAUUCGAGUGGGUAGACUAGUAGAAUCAGAACUUUCUUCGGACCCUACUAAUGUUGGAAGUUUGAAAGAAAAGAAGUUCGUUCCCAAAACUAUAUUUGAAAAAAAUCUAUCACCUUCUCUGCAAACAACUAGUUAGGAAUAUGAUGGCACUUAGAUGUACUUUUUAAUUUUGCAGUAGUUUUAAUGAAGUUAACUAUGCGUUUCUUAUGCUUUUUUUCUUUUGUGUAUGUAAUACAAAAUUUACUAUUGAGGAAGAUGUUAUACAACAAUUAUUGGUUUAUAACACUUAAAGAAAACCGUUUUCUACUUCAAGAAUCUAGAAAAGUUCAGAAAUCAGAGAAUUAUGAUAAAUAAAGUGAAACUUAAGCCCA